CUUCGCCUGGCAUGGGACCCUAUCCAGGGUCUAACUAGGCCAGAUCGGUAGUUGACGGGCCCGCUAUGAAAGCGGCUGUCUCUGCCAGGCAGUGAAAUCCAUCUGAAUCCCAAUAUAAGAGCUGCUAUAGCAUCCUCUCUUGAUUUUGUCUGUCCUGCCCCAUAGUAACAAUCAGUUCGCUCAGAGAGCGGCCAUUUUGCUACUAUCUCUGAGCAAUCCGUCUUUCCCAACCAUACCGUUCUCAGCAUCAUCGAUACCACUCGUCCAUCUCAAGGGGUCCUCUCAAGAGACCGUAUCGGGCAACCUCCCACCACGGCCACGGCAACUCUCACUACACCGACCACUCACUAUCAAACUCAACCGUUUUCUUCUCAGACUAUCCUCAUCCCUCGUGCGGUGCUAGCAUCUCUAGCAUGGUAUUUUCUAUUAAACCCCGAAAGCAGGACGACUACCAUGAGUCUCCGAGCCGUCAAUCGCUGCCCUCCAUCUCAGAGGUAAUUCAAGGCACCGAGCCAGGCCCUUAUGCUUUUAGACCUCCUUCCAGCAUCCAGACUGGUUUCUGCCUUUCCCCUCCUUUCGCACUUGUUCGUCAACCAUUACACAAGACCGAGAAGCAACCAUUUUUGCAGCAGCUACUCCCGGCUUCAUCCUUCCCUCUCCGACAGCAUGCUCUUCCUGUCUUCUCGGAUCCUCCUCGGCCACCUUUCACCAGCCUGUCGUCACUUUUUCCUGCCUCUGACAGCAGCCAGAGCCUCUCAGCCAAGGCGGAGAUUCCUUUCCAGCAUCACCACCCCGAGCAGCAGAAGACACCGGAGCCUCAUCCUCCUCUCAGCGGAGUGUAUGCGCACCCACCUCCGCCACCCCCCCCUCCAGCUCCGGUUACCUAUCAGCCCCGACAACUACGUCCUGGCCGCCACAUGCCUCUACCCGCGUAUCCGAUCCCUCCCAGGCACAAUUAUGCUCCUCCAGCCAUAUAUGACGCCCCAGUUAAUGGGCAAGUUGGGAGCUGGAGCUACCAAGAUUCUUUGAGUCUAAUUAGUUCCUCAUCCCGCACCAUUCUUCACUGUGCCGAAGCGUACAAUCGAAUUGCUCGUGAGCAGCACGGGACUCACCUUAUCCCGGAAAGAUUGCCGACAGAAUGGGAACUCAGCGAUAUGCUCAGUAACAUGGAGCUCAUCAAGCGUUCUCUGGAACAUGUGAAGGGCUUGCUGCAAACAUCGAUACAGAACGAGCGAACUCAUAAAGGAGUGAAGAUGAAGUGUCUUUACAAGGAGGAGAACCAUGCGCCCAUUUCUGCAAAUGCUAUGCAACCCUCAUUUGGCAUGACGGAAAUCAAGAAGCAACGAGCCCGUACGGCCCGCCCUGGCAGAUGCCAUAAAUGCAGCCGAAUUGACACGCCUGAAUGGCGCCGCGGACCUGAUGGGGCGAGGAUACUAUGCAAUGCAUGUGGCCUGCACUAUGCCAAACUGAAAAGGAAGCGUCAACUCAAAGCAAGUUCAAUCGGCCCGAAACCUGGAGAAGCACAUCGGCCAUAAGGCUCGCACUCUGUGCAGCAAAGCCUGAGCCCAUGAGCGGCCAUGCUGCAUCAUUUGUCAACUACGGUGCAGAAAGUCUCAAAAUCCUCUACCCACACAAUCUCGACUUUUACUAAUGCCUGAUUUUUCGUACCACCGACGUAGGUCGUUCUCUGUACAAAGGCUUUACUACAUACACCAUCGAUACCC
Molecule: messenger RNA, 1724 nt
Organism: Fusarium redolens
Lineage: Eukaryota; Fungi; Ascomycota; Sordariomycetes; Hypocreales; Nectriaceae
Exons: 4
Coding region: 414-1535 (373 amino acids)
Biological process (GO): regulation of DNA-templated transcription
Molecular function (GO): zinc ion binding; sequence-specific DNA binding
Source: RefSeq, a predicted model, not a curated record